GCACAGCUACCUGAAAACAAGGUGGUGUCCUCGUGGGGCUCUGGAGGCUCCGUGAAAUCAGACGGGAGCCAAGAAAACUCCUGGGGCUUCGUAGGCUUCACGGCGGGAAAAACUCGCUCCAUGCUGACAACCCUGGGCAGCACUGACUUCUGGAAAAGCACUGUCAGGAAUCUCACAAACGUCAAGCGCCAGAAGCCAGUUCAGAGGACUGCAUCCAUGGUCCGCUCCAACACGGAACUCAAGCAGUUUGCUGUCCCGCACUUUUACCAGUCUGUUUUCAGAGACGCUUAUGUGAGCAAGUGCAGUCCAUCCUGUGAGAAAUGGGACAGCCCCAACUUGAGUCCUGUGCUAGUUGACUCUUCAACGUUCUCAGGGCGUCCAUGAUAGCAGAGGCCAUUGAUGACAAUCACCUUCAGCGCAGUGCUCAUACGAGAGCCGCAGCUCCAUCCUGCUCGGUUUGGCCAAGGGCAUUUUGCCGGACGACACCCUUCUGGCGAUGUGCUGCCUGUUCGGUAUCCAACAUCUGGACCAGGUGGAAGAGUUCUUCCUCAACUUGCCGAGCACACCGCUAGUGUUAAGCGUCGCUUCCUACUUCUUCUCUCUCUUGGUCCUCGUCACCCUUGAUCCGGCUGGCACAGAUCGGAUGAUUUCGCUUGACGCCCAGCAGGUGGUGCAAGAGGUAUCGAGCAAGAACCAAGAUGCACUUACCGAUGAUGCGCUUGUUUGUGCAAAGCUCGCCUCCAAGUUCUGCAAGAUGCAGGCCGACUUGGCUCAGGCCGAGCUGCUAAAAAAGCAGGGUGGAAGCAUUGAUGUGGAGCGUUUCACCGAGGACAAUCGCUACAAGGCAGAAACGAUUCUCGGGAUGGCUCUCACACUGGACCAGGAGGCCUUGCAUGCGGCUGUCUCCUUGGCAAGGAGCUAUGACAUUCCCGUCUGGGACGUUUAUAUGUGCCAUUUGGAAUUCUUAUUUUCUGAGGGCUGUGGCAUGGCUGAUAUCGAACAGCGUCUUCUCACUGGCGGCAUGCUGGAGGUCCUAGUUUCCAAUCCGGAGUCUCUCAGGGAAAAGCUGCUCACUAGAAUCUACCCAUCCCUCGAUGGAUCCGACCACGGAGUCAUGAGGUUUUUCUACAAGCUGCUUGAGAAGUGUGGCCAAACGUACACCGACGACUUGGGUCUCAGGCCGUCCGACCACCUCAAGCUCCUGGAGAGGCUUGGGUCAGCAUGCCCUCAAAUCGACUACAAAGCCUUACUCGAACCAGGUCAUUCACCUCUUGCCGUGUUGAGUCCAUUUGUGAACAAAGACACAGUUGAGGCCAUUUCAGAAUUGGCUCCCAGCAUUCCCUGCCAUGAUGGGAGCCAUCUGACGUCCUCGUCCAUUUAUUGUGCAUGGGCCACCAAGCUCUUCCUGUCGAAGGGAGGAGAAACAGUGCUAACAACGACUGAGUGGACUAAGCACUUUGACAAGUGCCGUGGCUACCUUGAGAACCUCUCUCCAUCAGAUCUUGUGACGUUUGCAGAAUCAGUCGCAUUUGACAAGGUGUCGCUCGAACGUGUCAGCCGACGGAUACGUCUGGAUGUGGUGAGGCAGUGCCUGAAACUUGCGAAGCAAUAUCAUGUCGAGAAAAUACCCAAAAUUGGAUCCGAGGAGGAGUGGAAAGAUGCCGCGAAAACCCUCCAGAGCUACCUGUCGCACUUGCAGAGGAUAGCGGAUGGAGUAUUGGAUGAAGCUGUUGACCCUAGCAAUCCCAUGGUUCAGAGCUAUGCAACCGAGUUUGAGCUUUCACGGGGCAUUCCACAAAAGUUGGAAGCCAUGCUGCUUCGUUGUGCCAUGUCAGAAACCACGCCCGGCCUGCUUCAAUCCCUGCUCUCCUGCUGCCCUCCAAACACAGUGGAUAAGCAACCCACAGACAUCUACUCAGAUGCCAUCUUGCUUGCUUCAGAACAGCUCAGAAAUCCAGAAAAGAAGUUGCACGAUGUGUUCGACUCGAUGACGCCUGAGGAAGUUCUGGAACGUAUUCUCCGCCAAGUGCUCGAAGAAAGUGAUGACGUGUUUGUCGGUGACAUGGUCCUUGACCUGCUGCGCCCUUUCUGCCUUGACAGUAGUGUCACAAUUCAUGUGCGCCUCAAGGUGCUCGAGAUACUUGAGAAGAAUGUGUCGCUGAACGCCGACGAUGAGAAUCUCCUACUGCUCCUUCAAGUGCAGACACUAAUUUGGUCUGAGUGGCCAGACUACGAGCUUGACGAAUGCACUGAACUGGAUGGUGACAAGAGGCAGGCCAUGUUUGAUGAACUCCUUCAACGCUGCAGCACACAGUCAGGCUUUGUCGUCCUUGGAAAGCUCAUUCAGUGUGGUGAACCCCUGGAUUCCACAUCAGAAUUAGAUCCAGAAAAGAAUCCUUGGACUCAACUGAUAGGCCAUAUGCUUUUAGUUUGUGAUGGAGGAUCAGGCUUGGAUGAAGCCGAAAGCCUGUUCUUAACUGCGAUCAAGAACUGUAACCUCAAUUUAGCAUGUUGCCGUUAUAUUUUCUGUGAAUUCGAGAAGAAGAACAGCCUGAUUCACAUACUUCGAACAUUUCUUCAGACUGAUUAUCCGCAGCUCCAUGGUGAUGCAAUUGCAUUCCUCAGGCAUGUUGAUAAGAUUUCGGAAUGCGACUAUGACGAGACUGUGCUGAACAGGAUUUUGCAGCUGAGAUUGCUUCCUGAUGUGGUGUCAACGCCACUGUAUCAACCAGUCGUAGACCACCUGAUCGCUAACAGGGGCUCCGCAGAAAAGCACUUCAGCAUCGAGGAAGCAACGAGGAGCCUCACCGAUGCCAAUAUGCUGGCGGAAGCUGGCACGCUGUUGCUACAAUCAUCACGCACACACCCUGCCGCGUGCACCUUCAACGCAGCUGUGAAUGCUGCGAGGCGGUGGCUUCGAGGGGUGGCCAGUGAACCUUAGUGAAUUGUACAUUUCUCUAGAAGCUAUAGACU
Molecule: messenger RNA, 2973 nt
Organism: Rhipicephalus sanguineus (brown dog tick)
Lineage: Eukaryota; Metazoa; Arthropoda; Arachnida; Ixodida; Ixodidae
Product: NBAS subunit of NRZ tethering complex
Biological process (GO): retrograde vesicle-mediated transport, Golgi to endoplasmic reticulum
Cellular component (GO): Dsl1/NZR complex; endoplasmic reticulum membrane
Molecular function (GO): SNARE binding
Source: RefSeq, a predicted model, not a curated record